CUAUACUUUUUUGUGUUCAAUUUUUUUUUCACAUUUGUGUGUGUCUUUCAACUUUCUCAUCCUACAUAUACAAUUGAAGGCUACUCAUCAAACGACCGAAGAAAAAAAAAACCUUUUUUUAGAAAGAACAACAACAUAUGUUUCGCCCAAAUACCGCUGCCGACUUGAACGAGUUUCCUGCGUUAGGAACACCACCGACUAUGAACCGUACAGUGAACAAUAAUAACGCAACACUGCCGAACAACAGCAGUAGGCUAUCCAACAGUUAUGCUUCUACAGCUGGAAACAAUGCCUAUUUACAGCAGCAACAUGAAUUGGAAAGUAUGAAUUUCUAUAAUAAAACCAAUCCUUUAGUCUUUGGUGGUGGAAGAACCAACAAUCAAUUCCACGCAGGCGAUUUACAGCCUUCUUCUAAUGGCGCCGUUGCUACUCGAACUGACAUUCCACCACGAUCCUUUUCCAUGGAUGAGUUUCCAGCGUUACGUAGUACGGCUUCGGCUUUCGAUAAUGCGAUAAACAGCGUCAAUAGGGGGGGUAUGGAAUCCGGGAACAGUAACAACAAUGCUAUUGGCGGUAAUAGUAAUAGUAAACCUGAACAAUGGCUGGAUUAUGCUAAUUUAAGAGACAGCCAACAACAGCCAUCAGGUGAAUGCAUCAAACCGAAUGAUUCAUCUGAAAGCUGGCUGCAACAACAACAACAACAACAACAACAACAACGGCCGCAACAGCAGCAGCAGCAACAGCAACAGCGAAAACCAGAAGAUUCAUCAGCGGAUGGAAAACAAACGGAUCCCUAUGGACUCUUAGGGUUAUUGGGUGUGAUUCGCAUGACUGACCCAGAUCGUAGUAUGUUAGCUUUGGGUAGUGACUUGACUACACUUGGUCUUGAUCUAAAUACAGCAGAUUCGAUAUAUUCAACAUUCAUAUCACCAUGGUCAGAUACACAAAAUUUACCAGGGUUGAAUGUUGAACCCGGCUACUACUUACCUGCAUGUUAUCGUAAUGUGCAAGCAACCCCUCCUGCUCAUCAACGUAUGAGAACAUUCUCAGACGAAAUUCUGUUUUAUGUGUUUUAUUGUAUGCCAAAAGACAUUGCUCAAGAGGCGGCUGCUCAAGAAUUAUACAAUCGCAAUUGGCGUUAUCAUAAAGAAUUGGGAUUAUGGUUAACGAAAGAAGCAGACGAGAAUGGUAGACCCGUGCAAACUUUCCGAAGGGCAUCACCAAAUGUUACUGUGGAUCGAGGCGUGUAUGUAUUUUUCGACCCUACAACGUGGCAAAAAGUGAAACGAGAAUGGACAUUUUCUUGGGAUGCCAUAGAAGAAAGACAAGCUAGUCAGCAACUUUCAUCAGCGAACUCUACUACAUCUAAUACAUCGAACCCUAACCUUAACACAAAUAUCCCCGCCACUAGCUCUAGUACAACAGUAAAUGCAUUGUCAAAUAUGGCACCAAAUCAACCCAACAGCAGUAACGUGACAGGGUCUUCAAAUGCCAGUUCAAAUAGAAUAUUGAUGUAAAUGCAUAGUUUUUUUUUGUUGAAUAAAUCAGACGAAAAAACCCCUCCACAAAGACAAAGCAUACGCGCAAAAAUAUGGGAGAAAUAUAUUACAGCAAAUCAAUGAGAGCAAAAAC
This is a messenger RNA of Mycotypha africana, 1632 nucleotides long. RefSeq lists its product as uncharacterized. Bases 138 to 1517 code for a protein of 459 amino acids. Gene Ontology annotation, cellular component: CCR4-NOT core complex; P-body. The transcript is spliced from 5 exons. The record is from RefSeq and is a predicted model, not a curated record. Gene Ontology annotation, biological process: regulation of DNA-templated transcription; nuclear-transcribed mRNA poly(A) tail shortening. NCBI's taxonomy places the organism in Eukaryota, Fungi, Mucoromycota, Mucoromycetes, Mucorales, Mycotyphaceae.